Thunnus maccoyii (southern bluefin tuna) is the source of this 886-nucleotide messenger RNA. RefSeq names its product cyclin-dependent kinase inhibitor 3 (gene cdkn3). Gene Ontology annotation, cellular component: nucleus. NCBI's taxonomy places the organism in Eukaryota, Metazoa, Chordata, Actinopteri, Scombriformes, Scombridae. The record is from RefSeq and is a predicted model, not a curated record. The coding region runs from base 107 to 775 and encodes 222 amino acids. Gene Ontology annotation, biological process: protein dephosphorylation. Gene Ontology annotation, molecular function: protein tyrosine phosphatase activity. The transcript has 8 exons.
CUGAUUGGCUGCUGGGCCCACGGAAUUUUCAAACCGAGGUAGCAGCUGACGGAGCUGUCAAAACAGCGGACGGGAGGAGUUCGAGACCGUCUGGAGGACUGAAGUCAUGAGGACGAGUGAGUUUGACUCCUCAUCUGAAGAGGAGGAGGUCGGAGAGGAGCAGCUGACUCCCUUUCACAUUUCCUGGUUGCCUCUGUCCAUAGUGGAGUCCUCCCAGUUUCUUGGGAUAUGUGCGCUACCAGGUUGCAAAUACAAAGAUAUCCGCAGGAGUCUGCCAAGAGAUGUUGAGGAGCUUCAGAGUCAGGGGGUGCAGGAUGUGUUUGUUUUCUGCACCAGAGGGGAACUCGCCAAAUACAGGGUUCCCUCCCUGCUGGAUGUCUACCAGCAGCGGGGCUUCACAGUUCACCACAUGCCCUUCCCAGAUGGAGACGUUCCUGAGCUGGAGCAGUGCUGUCAGAUCCUCAAGGAGCUGCAGCUGUUAUGGAGGCUUGGGACGCUCUGGAUUGAUCGCCGCCUGUCUGCUGCUUCAGCUCUCUUUCACAAUGACGGCAAACAAAGCCAUCGAAAUCCUCCGGGAGCACAGAGGAGGAGGAGCGAUACAAACAGUGAAGCAAUACAACUUCCUCCACGAGUUUCGGGAAAGAUACGCAGCCUACCAGGAGAGCCGAGAGGUCUGUACAGAGCGAUCGGUGUCUCGGUGAUCUCCGCUCCUUCUCUUCAAAUCAUGAGCCGUGAAAAUAUUCAUCUCUUCAAAUUUGCUGUGAUUCUUUUCUGAUUGUAUGUGUGAUAUAAUUGUAUUCUCUCAUGACUGCACUUUAAAAGAAUACUCUAAUAUAUUGCUUGCUGUCAUCCUCAUUAUAAUCAAAUAAAAGACUUGAUGAGGAAA